AUGUUUUCGACCAUCUAUCAAUCGACCUCGUUUUCCAGCCUCGUCUGGCCAUCUUUCACUCUGGCUGUAGCCACCUGGCUGGUCACCAAUUACUUUACAAAAGGGCUCAACAAGUACCCCGGGCCCGUCCUUGCUUCGUUGACAGAUUGGUGGAGGUUUCAUACUGUUUGGCGCAGAAAGGCGCAUUACUCUUACUUGAAACUACAUAAUGAGCUGGGAGACAUUGUGCGGCUCGGGCCCAACUGUCUCUCCUUUGCGCACCCGCAGGCUAUCAAGUCCAUAUAUGGCCUAACUAAGAAGCUCGGCAAGAGCGACUUUUACCCCGUGCAAAUGCAAAUUUCAAAGGGCCAGGUAUUACAAUCGCUUUUUGGCACUCAGGACCAGGACUAUCAUGCCAAACUUCGCAAGGCCGUUAGCAAUGCGUUUUCCAUGAGCUCAAUCGUCCAGUAUGAGGCUCGAGUCAAUGAGACAACCAAGGUUUUUCUCGAUAGAACGGAGGAAUUAUACGCCUCUACCGGCCUAACAUGCAAUUUCAUUCUCUGGCUGCAGUUCUUUGCCUUUGAUGUCAUCACCCAAAUCACAUAUAGCAAAAGAGUGGGAUUCUUGGACAAGCAGGAAGAUGUGGAUGGAAUCAUUGCGUGGCUUGACAAGAUUUUUCAGUACAUGGCGCCAAUAGGCCAAAUUCCACUACUCGAUAAGUUAUUAGUUAAAAAUCCCAUCUUGAUAUUGCUCAACAAGUAUGGGUUCAUUGACAACUCCUCUGGUACUGCCCGCUUCUCCAAAGCUCGUAUGGUGGAACGCCUCCAGGAGCUUGCAGAUAGGAAAGCUGCAGGAAAAGACGAGAUAUAUCAGCAUGGCGAUCUUUUGACUAUGUUCCUACAUUCGCAGAAACAAGACAAGACAGGGUUCUUUGACGACAGCAGGAUUCUAACAAUGACAACGUCAAUUGCGCUUGCUGGGUCUGAUACUACGGCGAUCAGUCUUUCUGCUGUCUUCUAUCACCUUCUUCGGAACCCGGAAUGUUUCCAGAAAAUGCUCAAGGAGUUGCAGGAUGCAAUAGACUCUGGACUUAUCCCAGACUCUGAGAUUUUGUCCUGGAGUGAUUCGCAGAAGCUCCCAUAUCUCGAUGCUUGCAUCAAAGAAACCCUGAGAAUCCAUCCGGCCAUCAGUCUUAAUCUGGAGAGACUCACGCCGCCGGAGGGUAUAGAAAUUUGCGGGGAGCUCAUUCCAGGUGGAACAGUCGUCAGUUGCAACCCAUGGGUUCUUCACAGGAGGAAAGAGAUAUUUGGCGAAGAUGCGGACAUCUACAGGCCCGAGCGUUGGUUGCUCGGUGAAUCGUCCCCGCCGGAAGCGCGUGCCCAGCUCAGUGAAAUGAAGGCAACUAUGCUGCAUUUCGGAGGUGGGUCGCGGACAUGUCUUGGGAAGCACAUUGCUCUUCUUGAGAUGUACAAAUUGAUUCCUAGUUUCUUGAAGAAGUUUGAGGUUAGAACACUACCCUGCACCCGCCCACAUGCAAUUUCUGUUUUUUCCUAA
Molecule: messenger RNA, 1533 nt
Organism: Clonostachys solani
Lineage: Eukaryota; Fungi; Ascomycota; Sordariomycetes; Hypocreales; Bionectriaceae
Source: the annotation of a GenBank genome assembly